This is a messenger RNA of Stereum hirsutum FP-91666 SS1, 366 nucleotides long. RefSeq lists its product as uncharacterized. The record is from RefSeq and is a predicted model, not a curated record. The transcript is spliced from 2 exons. NCBI's taxonomy places the organism in Eukaryota, Fungi, Basidiomycota, Agaricomycetes, Russulales, Stereaceae. The coding region runs from base 1 to 366 and encodes 121 amino acids.
AUGUCCACCGCUGACUCGGAUGAAACUCGUCUCGCAUCCAUCUGCAAUCGGUGGAUCCCAUCCCCACCACCUCCCUACGGCCGCAAGCUCGACAAUGGCUCUAUCAAGCGCACGAGCCCUGCCGUAUUCAACCGUGGCGAUUUUGUCGAUGUCACGGCUGCCAUAGAGAUUGCGUCCAUUGGUAGAUCAAUCAGAGACCGCAAGACAGACGUCCACUUUACGUUCACCAGAAUUGUCCGUCUCCACACUGCCGAGGAGUUGACGACAUUGCUUGGACAGAGUAUCCCCGAUAUCGUAGACGAACCUAUAAUCCAAGAGCAGAAGUUAGAUUUUGAAGGAGAAGAAGCAGACGUCGUCCUUGCGUAA